AAUAGACUUCAAGAGACUUGGUGCAUACUACGGUAGUCGCUUCAUUGAUGUUUUAUCUCUCAUCCCCUUUUCCGUGCCAUCUGGUCCUGCCGUCAUAUAUCACUGCGACGGCCUAGGGGGUAAAUCAACCCACAAAAUGGCGAGAUGAGAGCUUCUCAGGACCUCAGCCAGCCCCCUCGAGCUCUUCCGGAGACCGAAAUCGAUGAAGAAAAUUUUGGGUUGAGUCCUGAUUCAUACACGGCACGGAAAUUGCAACAUGCCUCUCCAGAACAUCUUCAUAUCACGAGUCGACGGACGUUUAUUGGCCCAGUGCCCCAAAGUUGGCUACAGCAUCAUCGCAAAUCAUGGCGUAAAACGUGGCUUGGACUGAAGGAUUCCUCGUCCCGCCUUGCUACCUUCUCUGUGAACGCUGCCUUCGAUCACAUAAACACCCGGCAAUUGACCGGUUUCACUACGACUCCAAAUGAGCGAAUUUAUAGCUCAAGUUUCCCACAACCCGAUGACACUUAUGAAAAUCGGGAGCCAAUGAAACCCACAUCAAUAGCGCCGGUUGAUACGUCCCAAGAAGAACUUGCAGCAGGGAAUCAACAGCUGAACCAUAUUGAAAGUGAACACUAUGGCGACUUAGGCCAUAUGACUAAUGCAUUGGACCGACAACGCUCAAACGUGAGAAGGUCGUCGACAGAUCAUGCUACCAUAGAGGAGUAUUUUACCCCGAGUGAGUCGCUAGAGUGGAAGAACAGGUCUGGCAUUUUUGAUUCAAUAGACACGCACACCCAACACCCAGGAAUAUUGAAUGCGGACCAGAACAUUCGUCGUCAACCUACACCAGCGAGCGAUUUAACACCAAACCAACCCGAAACACCGUUUCUGUCAUUACCGACUUGUGAGAGCCCGCCUGGGACGGAUGCAACAGAAUCUACCACAUCUUUAAUACCACAUAAAAAAGGAUGUCCUGCAAAAUUAAUAUCUAAGGAGUCAUCAAGGCGUCUUCGAGCAAGAGAAUCCUGUGACGGAGCUGUACUAUCUGGGAAGGGAGGCACAGGCCAUCCCCUAACCGACCAGGGAAUAUUGAGUAAUGUCACCUUAGGAAUGGUUCGAUUCCAACAAGAUGGUUCAACAGCUAAAAAUACGCAACCGCGCGCGGAACCGCGGAAGCCAAAGUCCCGCGAGAGGGCAAAGGGGCGACGUCGAACUCUUCUACCGAGCAACGAUGGUGAAAUCAUUAGAGCAGAGCGUAUGCUAGUUCGCAUUGAUGUCACAAAAUUGGGAUCACUUCCAAAUGAUUUUAGUGAAAACAACAGCAUUAAAAUAGAAACCCGAAUUUCCGAAAAGUGGAGAGAAUAUCUGGUUGCCUGCCGCCGGGGCGCUGAUGAGGAAACCCCUAUUAUCCUUCAUCUCUAUAAAACCAGAGUUAUUCCCCAGGUACAAGUUUCACGGGUGAAGAAAAGUUCAUCUCACGAGAUUCCUCUUACACUAGGAUUUACGCGGGUUAACUUAUUUUCAUCCCUCGAUAAAACCAUCGUUAUUUGGCACCCUAAUCAUGAAGGAACUGUACUGUUUAUAAUGCGAGCAAAAUCAUCAGCUCAUUCCAUGGAAUGGUACACGUUUCUUCGUACGACACUUGGAUGGCAACGCCCCACAAACCUUAUAGUUCACGUCCCUGAUCUCGACAUUGCUGUGCUUCUCAAGCACCCGUUUUCUCACUUACAGAGUGAUCGCAUUAUGACUGACCAAGAUGACAAUGAGGGACGCUCAAUGCUUCUCAGGACAAUGGCCGAGGAACGGGCAAUUGCAGCUGGCAUAAUUAAGACCUGUAUGGAUACGUUAUCUGAAUUCCCAGAAUGGGCUUCUAUCCUGAAAGUAUGGCCGGGCUCUGAGAAAAUGGGUUUGGCCUGGCGAAGGUAUGAUAGACUAGAGUGGGUUCAUGGAGCCAACGAGGAAAGAAUGUAUGGAACGAUAGCCAUGAGGACAUCCCAUGAGCUCGAACUACGACCCAAACGGCAUUAUCCGACGAGUAUAAAGUACUGUGGGGCUAAAGAAGCCACAGAAGAGCCACCACCUGUUGAAGGGUUCCUGAUACUGCUUACUUCCCAAAAAGGCAAACACCAGCGGUUAGGAAAAUCCUACUCUCGGCGGCUUUACUUCCACGUUCAGAAUCAAUACCUAUGUUUUUGUCGACCCGGGAGAGCUAUGCCUCCCCCUCCUCCACGGCCACCAACCACUGCUGGGUCUAAUAUUCCAACCGUCUCUCAACUUUCCAAGGACACUCCUAUGAUCUAUUCCAUCGAUCCAUAUCCCCUGCGUAAUGGGAAAAUCACGUGGCUUUCAAGAGUGGCGCGACAUCAUCGAGAACAACAUGAUGCUGAAGCCUACCACGAGAGCAGAAGGAAUCUAAAAAAUCUGGAACGAGCUGAGGGUUAUUUUGAUCUUUGCCGGGUAUCAGAGGUCCGAGUUGCAAGCAAACAUCAUUUUCCUGAAGAAUCACACACCAAUGGGGGCGACGUUGAUUUCCAUGGGGAAGCGAGAGAUAGCACAACACGGGGCGGUCCAGAACAAGAUCAUCAGUCCCGAUCAAGUAGGUCAUUUGAGCUAGUGAUGAGUGGUGGACUUGUUGUGGAGUUUCGGGCCUAUAAUAUGCAAACAAGGGACGAGUGGGUUCAGCGUCUUUCGGACCUUGUUCGAUACUGGACUGCGCGAACGCGAGAAGAUGUAGCUAUUAUGAAAUCAGUUCGACGGCAAAAUCUCGAACUGCUAAACAUAACGGAAGACCAGGAGUUCAUGUUCGAACAAUUUGCGUCAACCUGGGAGGUUUCUAAAGCACAGACAUCCCCAGAGCUGUUUAACAUAUGUGGGAUUUCGGGUUGCCGAACAGUCAAGAUGUCCGGUCUUUUGUAUUGCAAACCUCGAAGGCGCUCAGCGUUUACAGCUUGCAAUGUGAUCCUCACGGAAGGCCAAAUUCUCUGCUUCCAGAGCCUCAUACGUAAAUUAUCUGGUGAAGAGACGCCGCAUACCCACCAUGAACGCGAAUGGGUCCUAGAUCUCCACGACUGCUACAUAUACAGCGGUCUAAUAACAAACUCUGAUCUCCUUUACCAAAACCGCACCAUCGAUACCAACUUACCAAGUCAACAUGCUUCACCUCGUGUUUAUACCACUGACGGAUGGACAUCGUCGGACGAGGAUAUAGCGACAUGCUUCGUACUCUGGCAAAAUUCACGGAAGUCCGUGUUCCGCAGUCAGGCGAAACAGGGAGAGGCUGGAGAGCGAACGAAAAAAUGGAAGAAAGUAUCUACCUUGGGUGUUCCCGGCAGGUCCAUCGUGUUUAAUACGAGAAGUCGAGCUGAGCGAGAUAUGUGGGUGUUGAUGAUUGAAACGGAGAUCAAUCGGCUGCAACAGCUGGAGGACGUUCGAAUUGUCUCUCAGGACAAGUGA
Molecule: messenger RNA, 3435 nt
Organism: Histoplasma capsulatum G186AR
Lineage: Eukaryota; Fungi; Ascomycota; Eurotiomycetes; Onygenales; Ajellomycetaceae
Product: PH domain-containing protein
Exons: 3
Coding region: 145-3435 (1096 amino acids)
Biological process (GO): protein localization to prospore membrane; ascospore-type prospore membrane formation
Cellular component (GO): prospore membrane
Source: RefSeq, a predicted model, not a curated record